Messenger RNA from Dracunculus medinensis (Guinea worm), 1503 nucleotides. NCBI's taxonomy places the organism in Eukaryota, Metazoa, Nematoda, Chromadorea, Rhabditida, Dracunculidae. The record is from the annotation of a GenBank genome assembly.
AUGGUAUUGCUUAGCGAUGGUAAGGGUCGAGGACAAUCAGCUCGACUUCAACUAACUAAAGAUUCGCUAACUGUUCAAGUAAUUGCCGGUUCAUUUUAUCCGGAAGAUUUAAAUGAGACGGCUCCAGAAUCAGAUACUGGAAUCAGAAUUGUGAAAUUGCAAAAGAAGAAAGAUGGAGGAUUGGGACUCUCCAUUAAGGGUGGAAUGGAUGGAAAUCAACAAGUUCCAGUUGUUAUAUCGAAAAUAUUUCCUAAUAUGCCAGCCGAAGAAAGCGGUUUAUUAUACGUUGGUGAUGUAAUAGCGGAGGUAAAUAACCAAAUCGUCGAUGGAAAGACGCAUGAUGAAGUGGUGCAAAUGUUAAGAGAUGCCGGAGAUGAAGUUGUGCUUAGUGUACGACAUUACACCUAUAUCGCACCACCAGCUGAUUCUUUACGCCUAAAAAGUAAAAGUUCAUUGAAUCGAUUAUAUGAGCCAAAUAUUUGGAAAAGUGCAUUAAAAUCACAAUCAACUAAUAUAUUAAAUAAAAAUGAUAAGCUUGGUGAUAACGAUGAGAUGAUGGAUGAGGCACCUGAAGGCUGGCGAACAUUAAUCAAAAUACCUCUACCAAUGGCGUUUAUUACGCGAUAUCUAUGGGGUACCGAUAAAAUUCGAAAUAAUGCAUUCGAAGUUCGAGCAGUUGACGGUGCAUCGACUGGAAUUAUUCAUUGCGAAGAUAAAGGUACACUGGAUCAGUGGAUUAAACAUAUACAGAAUCAUAUUACUCAACUCAAUCAAAAGUCAAUAAAUCUUUCAAAUAAAUACCUUCAUAAAAAUGAACAGAUAAUCUAUAUAGGAUGGGUGAGCGAACGCCUUCCAGAGGAACAUUUUGAGGAUCCUCGACAGCGUUGGGAACCACGCUUUAUAAUACUCAAAGGCGGCGAACUGUGCAUAUUUGAAUCACCUCCACUCAAUUCCAAUGAUCUAAACAAAUGUGUAUCGCUUUAUAAGAUCUACGACACAGCGUUUAAAAUAAUAGGAAAAGGCAAAUCUGGAUUAGAUAAACGAGACCAUUGCUUCUGGAUUGAAACUUCGUUGAACGGAAUCAAACAUUAUUUAUCCACUGAGACUCAUCAACAAUUCUCGCAAUUCGAAAAUGCCUAUCAUCGAUGUUUAUAUUCAACUGUCAAUAAUUUACAAACGAGAACAUUUGCUUGCAAUUACGAAGGAAGACCAUGUGGUCUCGUUAUCGAUAUUAAGCAAGGAAUCAGCCUUUACGAUAUUCCCACAAAAAGAUAUACAUGGCAGUACAGAUUUAUGGACUUAGAUUCAUCAUCUGAUGACGGCAAAAUUCGCCUUCGUUUAGCUUUUUGUAAUGAACGUGGGAAAAACAAUGAGAAUGGACUUCAAAUUAAGGAUAUCGACAGUGAUGAAGUUCUUUCCAUUGUCUACACGAUGCAUGCAUUUUAUAUCACGAAAAUUAUUGCAAGUGAUCCCGAAUAUCUGAAAACAAUUCCUCUCACAUAG